This is a messenger RNA of Paramecium tetraurelia, 603 nucleotides long. RefSeq lists its product as uncharacterized. The record is from RefSeq and is a predicted model, not a curated record. Lineage: Eukaryota; Ciliophora; Oligohymenophorea; Peniculida; Parameciidae. The transcript is spliced from 4 exons.
AUGUAAUUUUCCUAAUUUCAAAAAUCUACCUUAUUCAAAGUAAGAAAGUUUUAUACGAAUUCCGUCACCUAAACAUAUUAAUUUUUAGAUAUAGUUCAUCUUCAAGAGUAAAUGGCAAAACAAAUCUAUUUUGUUAUAGAUUGUAUAGUUGAAUUAAGAAAAUUAGAUAAAGGAGCUUUAAUUGGUGAAAAUGAAUUACAACAUCAAUCAUCUUUUAUAAGUGAAGAAAGACUACUAUUUGACUCAGAAUACUUUUAGAAUCAUAUUAUACCAUAAAUAAUUGACACCAUACCAAAAUUUUGUGUAAUCCAAUAGUUCAAUCAAAAGGAUUCAUCUAAAUACAAGAUAGCUUUAGUAGAAGAAUUCAACUAAAAGAGAGCUGUAUCUAGAAAAUAUACCUUCCAAAACUAAUAAUAUCAAACCACCAAAAGAAAAUCUUAGAAAUCCACUAGAAUUUUGAACGAUGAUCAUCAAAAUGCUUCUAAUAUUAUAGAAAGUCGAAAUUCAUUCAUAGUCAAUCGAUAAAUUAAUUCUUGCAAACUACUUAAAAAAUUAAAAAAAGUUAAAGUAAUAAUUAUAUCCAAUUUGGACAUUAAACAAUGA